Molecule: messenger RNA, 6399 nt
Organism: Vitis riparia (riverbank grape)
Lineage: Eukaryota; Viridiplantae; Streptophyta; Magnoliopsida; Vitales; Vitaceae
Product: splicing factor-like protein 1
Exons: 2
Coding region: 66-2450 (794 amino acids)
Biological process (GO): regulation of mRNA splicing, via spliceosome
Cellular component (GO): nucleus
Molecular function (GO): zinc ion binding; mRNA binding
Source: RefSeq, a predicted model, not a curated record
UUCCCUUUCGCGCAAGAUCUCUCGCACAGCUCAAUCUAGGGUUUUCUUUUUCUCUCUCCUUUCAUAUGGAUCAUCCUCCGCCACCAAUCCAAAACCUAGAUCCUCAGCCCCCACCUCCUCCUGAAACCCUAAUUCCUUCCUAUCAAUACCCAUCUCCACCUUCCCAAUCCCUUGAUUCCUCCUUUCAAAACCCCUCCAAAACCCUUGCUUCAGAUCAUCCUGAUUCGAUUACUCCAAAUUCUGAUUCUCAAAACCUCGCUAGUUUUUCCAAUAAUGGCCAGACCCAUUUCGAAGGGCCCAAGUUCGACCUCCAGAAGCCCUUGGUUUCUGAAAAUGGCGUCACCAACACCCAGAGCGGCACCGACAAGGACUACUCCGGCGGCGAGGAGGAAACUACCAGUCGUCGGCGCAGGCGGAGCCGCUGGGAUCCGCCGUCCGAUUCUGGAAACCAAACAGCCGGUGAAGCAGCCGAAGGUACCGGGGCCAGGAAGAGGAAAUCGAGGUGGGCGGAUGAUGAGCCGAAGCCAUUGAUUCAAUUGCCGGAUUUCAUGAAAGAUUUCACCGGAGGUAUUGAAUUUGACCCUGAAAUUCAAGCUUUGAAUAGUAGGCUUCUUGAGAUUAGUCGCAUGUUGCAAUCUGGUUUGCCGUUGGAUGAUCGGCCUGAGGGGGCGAGGUCGCCUUCGCCUGAGCCUAUAUAUGAUAAUAUGGGAAUUAGGAUCAACACCAGAGAGUAUCGGGCUCGCGAGAGAUUGAAUCGUGAGAGACAGGAAAUUAUAUCACAAAUCUUGAAACGAAACCCGGCAUUUAAGCCCCCGGCUGAUUAUAGGCCCCCAAAGCUUCAGAAGAAGCUUUAUAUACCAAUGAAAGAAUAUCCGGGCUAUAACUUUAUUGGGCUUAUAAUUGGACCAAGGGGGAACACACAGAAAAGAAUGGAGAGGGAGACGGGGGCAAAAAUUGUGAUUCGGGGAAAAGGGUCGGUGAAAGAAGGGAGGUUGCAACAGAAGAGGGAUUUAAAACCUGAUCCUUCUGAGAACGAGGAUUUGCAUGUAUUGGUUGAGGCGGAUACACAGGAAGCACUUGAUGCAGCUGCCGGGAUGGUGGAGAAAUUAUUGCAGCCAGUUGAUGAGGUGUUGAAUGAGCAUAAGAGGCAACAGCUUAGGGAGUUAGCAGCCCUAAAUGGGACAAUAAGGGAUGAGGAGUACUGUAGAUUGUGUGGAGAGCCAGGGCACCGGCAAUAUGCUUGUCCUUCACGAACUUCGACGUUUAAAAGUGAUGUACUAUGUAAGAUAUGCGGUGACGGUGGGCAUCCUACCAUUGAUUGUCCGGUGAAGGGGACAACAGGGAAGAAAAUGGAUGAUGAGUAUCAGAACUUUUUGGCUGAGCUGGGAGGGACAGUACCAGAUUCUUUGAUAAAGCCAAACAAUGCAUUGCCAAUUACAGGUUCAAGUGGUUCUGGUAGCAAUCCUCCUUGGUCUAACAAUGCUGGUGGUACAGCACAAGCUGGCUUAGGGGCAAAUGGAGCCAAACCCAUUAAGGAAUAUGAUGAUACAAACUUGUACAUUGGGUAUUUGCCACCUACUCUUGAAGACGAUGCUUUGAUUAGGUUGUUUUCACCCUUUGGUGAUAUUGUGAUGGCUAAGGUUAUUAAGGAUAGGGUUACUGGAUUGAGCAAAGGGUAUGGUUUUGUCAAGUAUUCUGAUGUUCAACAAGCCAAUAGUGCAAUUGCCAGUAUGAAUGGUUAUCGUUUAGAGGGAAGAACAAUUGCUGUGAGGGUUGCAGGUAAGCCUCCUCAGCCUGCUGUCCCUCCGGGUCCUCCCCCUCCUGCAAUGCCUACAUAUCCAAGUUCAAAUCAGGCUGUUGGUGCCUAUCCAUCCCAGCAAUUUACUGCAGGUGGUCCCCUUGGGAAUACUCCACCACCGAGCUAUGCCCCUGGUGCUCCAGUUCCAUGGGGACCGGUUCCUCCUCCUUAUGCCCCUUACCCUCCUCCUCCCCCUGGGUCAAGCUUAUACACUCCAGUCCCAGGUCAACCUGUGCCUCCUUAUGGUGUGCAAUAUCCUCCUCCUCCUCCUCCUACACAGUCAGUUUCUGCUGGUGCCCCAGCUCAGACUGUGGUGUCUAGUGAAGCACAACAGAAUUUCCCUCCAGGAGUGCAGUCUGAAAGUGGUUCUUCUGUUCAAUCUGUACCUACCAGUGUUUAUGGGAGCUCCUUAUCUGCAAUACCACCAAAUCCUCAACCUGCAUAUUCAACAUCUUCAUAUGGUUACUCUUAUUAUGGUGUUGCUCCUCCUCCACCUCUUCCUGUACCUUAUCCAAUGGCAGAUCAAUCGCAGAACAUGGGAAAUGCGCCUUGGAGCUCGGCUCCACCAGUGCCUCCACCUGUUCCACCAGCAGAAAAGACAACCCAUGUUACUGAUGCAGAAUAUGAGAAAUUCAUGGCGGAGAUGAAAUGAUGUGGCUGUUCCUUAGAUGCUGCCUUGAGGUUGAAGGCAUGAUGUUUCUUGGAGCUCUUGUGAACCUGAUUUCUUACCUCUUGCCAUGACUUGUUGGAAUUUUGGGACUCACAUCUUUAACAUUGCUGUACUGUUAUGACAUUUGCAGAAACUUGGGCUAAAGUUCGGUUCAUUCAGUCUCAGUAUGGGAGAAGCCAUGACAAUGCUUCUUAAUAUCUUGAAUUCCCCUGGUCGGACUUUAUUUUGUUUCUUAUGGAUGUUUCUUGCCUCCUAUGCCGUGCCUGGUCGCUAAUGUUUCCUUCUCUUUCUUGGGUUGUUUGAACACUUGAAUAUUCAGUUGCUGACGUUUUGUGGUGUUAUAUUUCAUUUAACAUAUUGGUAUUGUGUUGGUUAACGAUUUUGUUGACUGAUUGUGCUUGCUUGCUUUUUGAUUUUUUGUUGAUGAUAAUACUCAUAUUCACUGUGGGGAUUACAAGUUCUUGUAUCCUCAUGAUGCUGCCUGCUGCGAGCCUCUUUUCAUUCUCACAGUCCAGAGGCCCUUCUAAUGUGUUUGGGGGUAUGUGGAAGUAAUUAUGCAUUUUUACUUAUUUUCAAUUCCUUGUGUUUCUACUUAUCUUAAAUGUUACUCUGAUACUUGUACUUUCCAGUUUCUUAUGUGGCAGGUAAAAAGAGCUCAUGUUUGAUUUGGUAAUGAUAGGCACUUUCCGUUAUCAGAUUUUAACUUCUUUCUUCAUUGAUUUUCUAAUUACUAAUUCUGAGGAUAUUUUCCUUGGGAACUUUGAGUCUUUGACAUAAUAACUAAUAUCAAGUUAGUGUAUAAGUGUUUGAUUUGAUUAAUUGAAAAGAAAAUAAUCAAUUUAGUAAGGGUGUUAUGCUCUAUUAGGAGGCAGUAACAGGAUAAGGCUAGGAUAAAAGGAGCGUGGAUCAGGGCUGAGAAAAGACACAAGUACCAAUAUUUCAAUAAGAAGCCUUGGAGUUGAGUGGCAAAGUAUGCUUAGUUUAUGUGGACUAGGAUAGUUCAGAUGAGGUUUUCUUUUGUUGAUUUGAUGUAUGAUGUUGGUGGACACAGGUACAGAGAGUUGUUACCAUGGCAUCCCGAAGAAUUAGAGCAUAUGAUAGUUACUGUAGGGUCCACACAACCCAGCUUACCAUUUGAUGUGUUAUAGUGGCUUAUUCCUUAUCAGCACAUAAGAAUGGGCCUAGUGGCUUACCUUCAUUGGAUUUUCUGUAUAAAUCCAUCCCAUAGUGUUGAUUACUCUUCAUUUAUCUCUGUUUUCUUUUCUCAGCUGAGAUCUUUAAAGUUGAUCAAUUGUAUACCAUUCAAUCAUUAUAUUUUGUUAGACUUUGUUUUUCACCAUUUUCCCUUUUCCCCCUCCUCUUCUCUUGUCUACCUACAUAGAUGGCAGUUAUUAUCGCAUAUGUUCAUGUAGUGUAGGAAUUCUUGCAGCAUAUAGGUGCUUCUUAGGGCACCGCUGAAUGUAAAUUUGUUUUUUUCUGUAUAAAAAAAUUAUUGACUUACAUUGCAUGUAUAAAAUUUAAGUUUACAAAUGAUUUAAAGUUUUUUCUUAAGUAGAUAUGUAAUUUUCAGUUGCUAGGAGUGUUUAAUCUUAAAAAAUGAGCUUUGCUUGUCAAGAUGACUCUCUUAUGAUUUAGUAACUUCCUGAAAUUCUAAGAUGGGCAAUAAAGUUCUCAGAUUGCUUGUUGACUUGUUUGUGAAUAUUGUCAUAAUAUUGAAAAUGAUGAUUUGUUCUUUAUUUUUGACUGGCUUUAAACUAGUUAAACAUGAGCCUGGUGUCAAAUGGAAAAAAAUUUCCAUCUUAAAACGUUUCAAAGUUUUAGGAUGGGGAAUAAUUUUCAUUGAUAUUGCCUAUUACUUGUUUAUUAUAAAUUGUCCUUUUAAACUAGGUAAAAUGGGAUCCUGGUGUCGAAGGGAGCAUCAUAGAAGCAUAUUUACUUUUGGGCUCCCUUGUUUCCAUAUGGAACCUGAAAAUAAAAAUGCCUGAAUAUUUCAUGAGAUUAGGUUGUGUAUCCUUGUGAUUGUAGGGAAGUUAUAUUAUUGAAGAAUUUCCUUAAAAUGAGAUGGCUGAUAAGUUUCUGGGUUGUGUGGCAUCCCAGAAAUUGAGGAAGCCACAUUCCUCCACUUAAGUGUGGACUUGUUAUAUUAGUGGCUUUACUUUGAGCACAAGCACAGUCAUACACCAAGGAUUUCUAUUGCUUAUUCAAGAAAUGACUUGCUUAUGACUCUAAAUGAAUUGCAGCCUUUUGUAGUUCCUAAGAAGUAACUUGUUUUCAGGUAUAAGUUAAUUGUAUCUAUAUGUGCACAUCUUCUGUUAGAAUUUCAUUUAUUCAUGGAUGUGAACAAGAUAUUACUGAGCAGAGUGAUAGGCUUAAGUACUUCUGCCGCAAAGAAAAAAAAAAUAAUGACUUUAUUGUAAUAAUCGUGCAACUAAUAGUUACUGUUGAUAGAAUUGGAUUAAGCUCCCUUUCUUGUCCUUGAUCUCGAACUGUUUGGUUGGUUAAGAAGAAAACUGGUUCAUUUUCUUAUUGGUAGCAUCCAUUGAUUAGUGUAUUGUUCUAGUCUUUUUGGAAUUUUUGUCCUUGCUGUUUUUCUAACUUCAUUUUUUCUUUCUCCAAAUUCCGAGUUGCCGAACUUCCUGGCUCGAGGGAUGGUGCUUUGAAUUUUUGUCUUGCAUUUUUUAUUAUAUAAGUUAGGUUUGUUAUUGGAUUAAUUUAAUUAACCCUUAUAUUCUUCUCCCUUGAGCAUUUCGUUUACAGAAAACUUAUGCAGGGACAGUUCAAUGGUGGGUUCCAUUCUAUCCUAUGACGAGGGAAAACACAGAAGUGUGGGUUUAUUUUCACCUAAGUUUCCCCAGCAAUUAAACAGAGCUUAGAUGGCCUGUGAUGGAAUCUAGGUUUAUUUUUGUUUUGAGACCUCCUGCCUCUUGUCCAUUCACUUGCUGACCUUUUAUUAUGGUUUUUUCUGUUCUAAAUCUAGUUUUAUUUUUGUUUUGAGGCCUCCUGCCUCUGGUCCUUCCACUUGCUGACCUUUUAUUAUAGUUCUUUCUUCUGUUUUAAUUCUUGAUAAAUAGGUUUCUGCAUUGAUCUCACUUCCAGGAUUUCUACCUUGUGUGUCUAUUCAGCUUCCAGAAGCAUCUAUGAAUCAAUAGAAUAGACAUCUACAUUAUUAAUGUUCCUUUUUGGAGGACUCCUUUUCUGCAUUCUGAAUCUUUUAGGAUGCUUUGAAGUUUGUGCUGCCUGUUUGUUCAGUUUCAGAUUGGAAUUGAAAAUAUAAAUUUUCCAGUCCCGGGAAAAGAAUGUGUUAUUUCCUGAUUAUGGGAGCCAUGGCCACACCAAGUGAGCUAAUAAUUCUUUGCUGCAUCUCAUAAAGUUGCAUGGCUUAUACAUAAUUCCAUUUGGCAUAUGUACUUGUUCACAUGAACUUUUGGGUGAGUGGAGAAUCAUUGCUUUAAUUUACAUGGAGGAAGUGAGGACUUGACUCUUAAAUGAUUUCUUUUGUUUACCUAUGGAAGAAAAGAAGUCAUAUAGCACUAAUAAGGUUUUAGUAAUUUGUUUCUGACCCUGCUAACGUUAUUGUGAAUAAGUUGGUCAGGCUUUGCAUCCUUGAGAUGAUAAGAAGUUGUGCAAGGUGUUUGUUGCCGUCAUGAGCUUCGUGGCCCUUCAUCAAAGAAGAUUAUUAGAGACUUCUGCAUAUAAGCUAGUGGUCCUUCUGCUUAAUUGUUAGAGAAUUUUUGUCUUACCCUGCCUUCAGAUUGUGUUUGGGUUUGUGCAUGUGAACGGGGGUGUGGGGGUGUCUUGGAUUUUACUUAAGCAUUGGUCUAUAAUCUUCGUCUAACCUUAUUAGUCAAUUUGUUAAUUGAACUUGUAUACAAAUGUAUUCCAAUUGGACUGAAUUCACUGGUUUCUUACUAAAGAGUUCCAAAUUUCCUCA